AUGACUUCCGAACUCGUUCUAUUUGUAUCGAUGCUUUCGAUGUUACAUCUGAUCAAUGCAAAGCCGGAAGGACAUGCACACUCUUUCCAACAUUUUCACGGUCCUGUGACGGGCACCGAACACGAAGUCAGUUGGAAUGACGACGACGGUUCUCAUGAAGAUUACGUCGCUCAACCCCAUUAUGCCUUUUCGUAUGGGGUUGAAGAUCACUAUACGGGCGAUUAUCACGGUCAAAAGGAGCACAGAGACGGCUCGGACGUGUUCGGGGAGUAUACUGUGAAGGAACCAGACGGUAAUGUUAGAACGGUAAAGUACCGCGCGGGCAAGGAUGGAUUUCACGCCAAAGUACUUAACAGCCAUCGAAACGAUCGUCAACAAGACGUUGAUCAUCAUUACGAUCAUUAUUAG
Cyphomyrmex costatus is the source of this 408-nucleotide messenger RNA. RefSeq names its product adult-specific cuticular protein ACP-22. The record is from RefSeq and is a predicted model, not a curated record. The coding region runs from base 1 to 408 and encodes 135 amino acids. Gene Ontology annotation, cellular component: extracellular matrix. NCBI's taxonomy places the organism in Eukaryota, Metazoa, Arthropoda, Insecta, Hymenoptera, Formicidae. The transcript has 3 exons.